Malassezia pachydermatis is the source of this 1701-nucleotide messenger RNA. RefSeq names its product protein arginine n-methyltransferase. Gene Ontology annotation, cellular component: nucleus. Lineage: Eukaryota; Fungi; Basidiomycota; Malasseziomycetes; Malasseziales; Malasseziaceae. The coding region runs from base 1 to 1701 and encodes 566 amino acids. The transcript has a single exon. Gene Ontology annotation, molecular function: protein-arginine N-methyltransferase activity. The record is from RefSeq and is a predicted model, not a curated record. Gene Ontology annotation, biological process: peptidyl-arginine methylation.
AUGGAGAGUGUGACUACGUCGGCACGUAUGCUCAACACGACUGGGCCUGAGAAUGAUGCAGAUGAAGUGUGGGCGGAGGAGGACGACAACUUUGAUGGGUGGGAGGAAGCGCAGGUGCCUUCACGAGCGCUGUUCCCUGACGACUCGACGUCGUUUGAGAGUGCCGAGCAGGCGUUGGAGCAUGCAAAGGCCCAGGGAUGCGAUCUUCGUGCCUUGGUGACUCGUUUGCAGCUGGAUUCGUUCCAGGUGCUUCGCUUGAUCAACUACAUUCGUCGCCCAUCGACGUCGCCACGCCCCACGCCUGCUUCUGUGAUGGCGCUGACGGGGCAUGAGGCAUUCCUGCAAGAUGACAAAGAGCUUCAGCCUGUGUCUGGCUACGAAGAAGAUGGUCUACUGCAAUUGGAUUUGGCUGACGAGUCGACGAACGAUGAUCCUGCCGCCGAGCUUCAGAUGCUGCGCCAGGCGUACAACGAGCUGCGUCGUCAGUACGCGGAACGGAUCGGUAUCACGUCCGAUGUCGCGCAGCAGGACACGUCCGCUACGGCGGCGCCCUCUUCGGCAUCUCGCAAUGUCGAUGCGCAGUACUUUGAGAGCUAUGCCGGCCAUGACAUUCAUCAGACGAUGAUUGCCGAUUCCGUGCGUACGCUGUCGUAUGCCAAGUUUUUGCUCUCGCCCGAGAAUGCGCACCUUUUGCGAGGCAAGACUGUGAUGGAUGUCGGCUGUGGUUCGGGUAUUUUGAGUCUGUUUUGUGCGCGUGCAGGUGCGAAGCAAGUGCUGGCCAUUGAUGCAAGUCCCGUCGCGGCGCGUGCCGAGGCCAAUGUGCGCGAGAAUGGAUUCAGUCACGUUGUGCGUGUGUACCGCGGGAAGAUGGAGGAGCUGGAUACGCAGCUGGCCUCGUACGUGGGUCAAGUGGACGUGCUGGUGAGCGAGUGGAUGGGCUACUUCUUGCUCUAUGAAAGCAUGCUUCCUUCGGUCCUCUAUGCGCGUGACCGAUACUUGCGUCCGGAGGGCAUUCUUGCGCCGUCACACAGCCGGAUGCUGCUGGCAGCUGCGACGGACUGUGGCGUGCUUUGCGAGCGUCAGCGGUUCUGGCAGGACGUGUACGGUUUCCGCAUGCCGAGCAUGACAGAAGGGCUUAUGGACGAAGCUGCGACAGAGGAAGUGGAAGCGGAGGCGAUUGUCAGCGAUGCCGCGACGAUUUGCGAUCUGCCGCUGGAGACGCUACCGGUCAAGCAGCCUGAGUUCGUGUCGCCAUUCCGUGUGACGGUGCAGCGUGACUGCACUGUGCAUGGGUUUGUGUCGUGGUUCGAUACUUGGUUUGCGCCUUCGCCACGCUUGCCAUUUGAUGCACUGCCGCCCGUCACGGUCUCGCCUGUCCAGCCGAGCGACGUACAUGGCCUGACUUUGCACGGCUCGCAGGUGGUAGCGCCACCGAAUAGUGCGUCGCAGGGCGAAGUCGUCUCGUUCACGACGUCGCCGUUCGGCAAGCAGACGCACUGGAAGCAAACCAUCUUCUUGCUCAAGACCCCGAUCGACGCGAAGCAGGGGACGACCAUCCAGGGCGAGAUUCGUGUCGUUGCGGCCCAAUCCAACGAGCGUGAACUCGAUGUCGAAUUGCACUAUGGUGUCGACGAAGACAAGCGCCCGGCCGGUGAGAAGCGCGUAGCGACGCGCAUGAUCCAAGUAUACUCGGUGCGUUGA